This is a messenger RNA of Capra hircus (goat), 391 nucleotides long. RefSeq names its product putative 60S ribosomal protein L37a. The record is from RefSeq and is a predicted model, not a curated record. Gene Ontology annotation, cellular component: ribosome. Gene Ontology annotation, molecular function: structural constituent of ribosome. The transcript has a single exon. The coding region runs from base 52 to 330 and encodes 92 amino acids. NCBI's taxonomy places the organism in Eukaryota, Metazoa, Chordata, Mammalia, Artiodactyla, Bovidae. Gene Ontology annotation, biological process: translation.
UCGCUAAGAAUGUGAAUUGCCCUCUUGGGCUCGGACCUAGGUUGCGUUAACAUGGCGAAACGCACCAAGAAGGUCGGAAUCGUGGGCAAGUACGGGACCCGUUAUGGUGCCUCCCUCAGAAAAAUGGUGAAGAAAAUUGAAAUCAGCCAGCACGCCAAGUAUGCCUGCUCCUUCUGUGGCAAAACCAAGAUGAAGAGAAGAGCUGUGGGCAUUUGGCAUGGUGGUUCCUGCAUGAAAACAGCAGCUGGUGGUGCCUGGACCUACACCACCACCUCUGCUGUCACAGUCAAGUCCGCCAUCAGAAGACUGGAGGAGCUGAAGGACCAGUAGAAGCGCCACCAUCGAUAACGUUGCUAGCCUGUAAUAAAUGGGUUAAUUUAUCUAAAAAAAA